GAUCACACAUCAAAAAAAACCAAACAUCAUAUUACAAUGGCUAAUAAUACCAAAGACUCAUACCAUAUAACAAUGGAUACCAAAGAUUCUUCAAUUCCAAAGCUUCCUAUGAAAGAAAUUCCAGGUGAUUAUGGUGUCCCUUUGUUUGGGGCAAUAAAAGAUCGAUACGAUUUCCAUUACUAUCAAGGUGCUGAUGAAUUCUUCAGGUCUCGUAUGGAAAAAUACGAUUCCACCAUCUUUAGAACCAAUGUUCCUCCUGGUCCUUUCAAUGCUCGUAACUCUAAAGUUGUUGUCCUUGUAGACGCGAUUAGUUAUCCCAUCCUUUUUGAUAACGCACAAGUUGAUAAAGAGAACUAUUUUGAAGGAACUUUUAUGUCUUCUCCAUCUUUCAAUGGUGGUUAUAAGGUGUGUGGUUUCCUUGGUACUACUGAUCCUAAACACACUACACUCAAAGGACUUUUCUUGUCCACGUUAACUAGGUUGCACGAUAAAUUCAUCCCUAUCUUUACUACCUCAAUCACUCAAAUGUUUACGAAUCUUGAAACAGAAAUUUCUAACAAGGGUACGUCUUACUUCAAUCCCCUUAGUGAUAACCUUUCAUUUGAAUUCCUCUUUCGAUUAUUCGGUGAGGGGAAAAAUCCAGCUGAUACAAGUGUUGGUACUAAUGGACCAAAAAUUGUAGACAAAUGGGUAUUUCUUCAACUAGCUCCAUUAAUUUCACUAGGGCUUAAAUUUGUACCAAAUUUCCUUGAAGAUUUGAUUUUACACACUUUCCCUCUACCUUACUUCCUCGUAAAGCGCGAUCAUCAAAAACUAUACAACGCUUUCUACAACUCCAUGGGUUCUAUUUUAGAUGAAGCUGAAAAGCUCGGAAUUAAAAGAGAUGAAGCAUGUCAUAACUUUGUUUUUCUAGCGGGGUUUAAUUCAUAUGGUGGUAUGAAAGUAUUCUUCCCAUCUUUGAUCAAAUGGAUCGGAAAAUCAGGAACGAGUUUACAUACUAGGCUCGUUAAAGAAAUCAGGACCGCGGUUAAAGAGGCAGGAGGGGUUACUAUUGCAUCACUAGAAAAAAUGCCUCUAGUUAAGUCUGUGGUAUAUGAGACGUUAAGAAUGGACCCUCCAGUUCCGUUCCAAACGGUUAAGGCUAGGAAAAAUAUAAUCGUUUCUAACCACGAUGCAUCGUUCUUGAUCAAGAAAGAUGAACUGAUUUUUGGAUAUCAACCUUUGGCUACAAAGGAUUCUAAAGUUUUUAAGAACGCGGAGGAGUUUAAUCCAGAUAGAUUUGUGGGAUAUGGAGAGAAAUUGCUUAAGUAUGUGUAUUGGUCAAAUGGUAAGGAGAUUGAUGAACCAACUGUGAAUGAUAAACAAUGUCCUGGUAAAGAUUUGAUUGUGUUGUUGGGAAGGUUAAUGGUGGUGGAGUUUUUCUUGCGUUAUGAUACUUUUGAAAUUGAAUUUGGAAAACUCUUACUUGGUUCAAAGGUGACUUUCAAGUCAAUUACUAAGGCAACAUCAUGAAGUGAUCAAAUGAACUUCCAGUUCGCAUCACGUAGUAUUCUGACAGAAUGACUCUAUGAAAUUACGUGAAAGAUAUGUUAAAAAUUGAAUAUAUUUGCAAUAAGGAUGAACUACCACACUAGGGAUAGUUCAAUAUCCAUCUUUUUUAUUUAUUUAUUAUGAAGAGUGUGUAAUUUUCUUAUUUUAAAUUUGUAUUAAUAUCCAUGCGAUGGGUGGAUAAUAAAGCAAAUUAGUUAUGAAAAAAUAGUAUUUUGUAAUGUU
This is a messenger RNA of Solanum dulcamara, 1773 nucleotides long. RefSeq names its product allene oxide synthase 3. NCBI's taxonomy places the organism in Eukaryota, Viridiplantae, Streptophyta, Magnoliopsida, Solanales, Solanaceae. The transcript has a single exon. Bases 37 to 1512 code for a protein of 491 amino acids. The record is from RefSeq and is a predicted model, not a curated record. Gene Ontology annotation, biological process: sterol metabolic process. Gene Ontology annotation, molecular function: oxidoreductase activity, acting on paired donors, with incorporation or reduction of molecular oxygen; monooxygenase activity; iron ion binding.